Phialemonium atrogriseum is the source of this 819-nucleotide messenger RNA. RefSeq lists its product as uncharacterized. Lineage: Eukaryota; Fungi; Ascomycota; Sordariomycetes; Cephalothecales; Cephalothecaceae. The coding region runs from base 1 to 819 and encodes 272 amino acids. The transcript is spliced from 2 exons. The record is from RefSeq and is a predicted model, not a curated record.
AUGCCACAUUCUCAUCCUGGCAAACGCUCGCACGAACAACACCCGCAUCGUAGGCGGCACCAAAGGGCCAAGCACCAAAAGUCCAAAGGCUACGAGGACAAGGAUAAACCCAAGGAUAAGCCGAAGGAUCAACCAGUGAAAGGGGGCGGCGAGGCCGCAGCGCAGGUCCCCAUCCCUAUCGAGCAGCCGAAACCGUCGUGGUCGAGAUGGUUCGCCGGGGACAAUGGGCGGUGGUUUUAUCAAGCAAGGCUCAAAGCCGACGGCAGCGGUUGGGAAUACCAAUUUACAGAGGGCUACCCAACGGUAACUCAACGCCAGGGGGUCGCACAAUACGGGAUGCCUAAUUCGCCAGUCGGGCAGCCAACUCAAACUGCAGCGGCCCACGUUACGUUUCCCGCUCCAAGUCCGGCAGUGCAUAUGACUCCAGUGGCCCUCCCAGAACAAAAGCUGGAAGACAUCGAGAACGACGACGACGGCGACGACGACGACGAUGACGACGAGGAGGAGGAGGACCACGCCCUUCACCAGGAAGAAGUCCCUCCUGCCAAAGUCACCCCCCAGAUACCGCAAUCCCAGAACACCUUCCAGGCCGAGCAGCAGCACAAACAACCGGCUCCCCUGACCACGACGGCGUUUGAGGCAGCAGCAGCACAGCGGCCAGGGCUGAAGAAGAGCAACAUCGGCGGCGGCGUGCCUGAGAAGAAGGCCGGCAAGGCAGGCGGCAAGAAGAAGCUCAGCGUGGUGGUGCGGUCCGAGAAGGACUUGAAGUUCAACCCCAAGAAGAAGGUAAAGGGUUGGCUGAGCGAGGUGGGGGCGUGA